Messenger RNA from Cutaneotrichosporon oleaginosum, 2092 nucleotides. RefSeq lists its product as uncharacterized. Gene Ontology annotation, biological process: transsulfuration. NCBI's taxonomy places the organism in Eukaryota, Fungi, Basidiomycota, Tremellomycetes, Trichosporonales, Trichosporonaceae. The record is from RefSeq and is a predicted model, not a curated record. Gene Ontology annotation, molecular function: cystathionine gamma-synthase activity; pyridoxal phosphate binding.
AUUUCCGCAUCAUUGCAUCAGCCAUGCCCCCCGCCGCCGCCGUCGCCGCAGCCGCCGCCGCCGCCGCGCCCGGCGCCGCACAGAUCCCCCUCGGCUCCUCUGUCCCGCCCCACACCCCGCACGCCAUCUCCGUAUCCCUGCCCUACUGGGACGACAACAUUGGAUACGAGGAGGGCGAUAAGCGCGUCGUGGACCGCAUGGAGACGGGGUAUCCCCGCUUCUUUAUUCAUCGGUCCAUCCAAAAGCUUGCAGCCCUCUGCCUCGCAAAAUUCGGCAACCCCGACGAUGAGCUCUGCAUGCUCUUCCCCUCGCCCAAGGUCGCGGCCGAGGCGCGCGACUUCCUCGCCUCGCGCACCCCGCCCGUCGCCUCGCGCGCCGUCGAGUUCGUCGUGUGUCCCGGCGCCAACGCCCUUCCGUCCGCAAAGGAGUCCGUGACUGCCAUCGACUGCCUCGAGCUCCAAAUCCUGCUGUUCGCUAAGGGCGACUGGCCCGCGGCCAAGCAGUUCUGGCAGCACACAGGCGACGGCAUCUCGUCGCGCAUGGCGGAGCGCGCGCUCGCCUUCCUCGGCGAGGCGCCCGGCACGCAGACGCCCCCGACGCCGACGGCCGCGCCGGCGCCCGUGCGCGGCGGGUAUUCGCGCAACCGGCACUACGCGCGCGUCACGAAAGGCGUCAACACCCCGCCCGCCGCGCCGACCGGCGUUGCGGGGCCAGACGACGAAGUCGCCGACCUCGGCACGUACCUCGAAGAGCGGUACGGGCGGAACCUCCCGCUCUUCAGCGCGCCGCUCGCGAAGCAGGCGCUCAAGCGGCGCAUUGCUGGCGGGCUGCUCCCGUCUGACGAGGAGUUCGGGCAGGCGGGCGCCGAAGUCGUGCGCGGCGUCACCCCCGACGACGUAUACCUGUAUCCCGGCGGCAUGAGUGCCAUCUGGCACGCGCACCGCGUGGCGCGCCUUGCGCGUCAGGCAAGCGGCACGCCUGAAGGCAAGUCGGUAUGCUUCGGCUUCCCAUACACGGACACGCUCAAAAUCCUGGAAAAGUGGGGGCGCGGAUGCCAUUUCCUAGGACACGGCGACACGAACGCCGUAAAAGAGCUCCAAGACCUGUUGGAGUCAAACGAGAAGGCCGGCGAAGCGCCGAUCCUUGCCCUCUUCUGCGAGUUCCCCUCCAACCCCCUCAUCCGCUCGCCGGACCUCGCGCGCCUCCGCGCCCUCGCGGACCGCUACGGCUUCCUCAUCGUCGUCGACGAGACCAUCGGCAACUUCCUCAACGUCGACGUCCUCCCGUAUGCGGACAUGGCGGCGUCGUCGCUGACCAAAAUCUUCAGCGGCGACAGCAACGUCAUGGGCGGCUCGCUCAUCUUGAACCCGCAAGGCGCGUCAUACGCGCCCCUGAAAGCCGCCCUCACCGCCGACUACGAGGACAACUACUACCCCGAAGACGCCGUGUACAUGGAGCGCAACAGCCGCGACUAUCGCGGCCGUAUCCGGCGCGUGAACGACAACGCGUUCGCAAUUACGGAGUAUCUGCACUCCGUGAGCCUCAUGGCGCCCGCAGCCGGCGAGGGCGAGGACGAGGGCGAGCGCAUCGUCAAGCGCAUCUACUACCCCCGAUACGAGACGCCGGAGCUGUACGCGGCGUGUGCGCGCUCGCCGCCGCACGGCGCGGGCGGGUACGGCGGCCUCUUCUCCCUCACUUUCGUGAGCACGGCCGCUGCCCGCGCGUUCUACGACACCCUGCCGUGCGCCAAGGGCCCUAGCCUCGGCACGAGCUUUACGCUCGCGUCGCCGUACGCCAUCCUCGCGCACUACACCGAGCUCGAGUGGGCGGCGCGGUUCGGCGUCGAGCGCGACCUCGUGCGCAUCAGCGUUGGGCAGGAGGACCCGGGGACGCUGCGCGCGUGGUUUGAGGCGUCGAUCCGCGCUGCGCAGGCGGCGCACGCGGAGGCGGGUGCGAACGCUCGUUAACUGAGUGAUGAGAGGGUAGAGAACGACGUCCGCGCGGGCUGUCCAACCAGCCGCCGGUUGUAGGCCAACCAGCGUUGUAGCAUAGGCAUUAGCGAUAGUCAUGGAUCUAGAAUGGCUAGUUGAAU